AUGCGACAAGGUUCUGAUUUGAUUCUUGAGAGAUUAGAUAGAUGUUUUUUCAAUCAAAUUGCUGAAGACCUUUGCCCCAACUUCUGUGUCAAUAAUUUUCCUAGAGAUUCUUCUGACCAUUGUCCUAUGCAUAUUGGUUUCAAUUAUGAGGAUAUUUGUAUGCCUAGACCCUUUUAUUUUAUGGCCAUGUGGAUGGAAGAUCCUACUUGUAGAGAUAUCAUUGUUAAUUCUUGGUCUGUUAAUGUGGUAGGCUCUCCUGCCUAUAAACUAAAAUCUAAGCUUUUAAGUACAAAAAAAGGUCUUAGAGAUUGGAAUAAAACUUCCUUUGGUAAUAUUCAAACUAAUAUAUCUACCAUCAGGAAGGAUUUGGCUGACCUCCAAUGCAAUAAUCCAACUGAAACUACUUUAACUUCCAGACUGAAAGAUAGAUUGGAAUAUCUCUACAAUCUAAAAGAACUAUACUGGAAGGAUAAGUCCAGAGAUGAUGAAAUUCUGGCUGACCUCCCCAUAAAGUUUACUGCUGAAGAUAAUGCUCUUUUAAGUCUUCCUCUUACUGCUGAAGAGAUCAAAAAUGCGGUUUCCAAAUGGGGUGGUGGGGGGGGAUCUCCAGGUCCUGAUGGUUUUACAGGCCUUUUAUAUCAAAAAAACUGGGACAUCGUAGGUGAAUCUUUCAUUGAUAUGACACAAACCUGCUUUAGAAUAGGGAAUAUUGCUAAGCCCCAGCCUGAAAGAGGUCUGGGACAGGGUUGCUCUGAAGCUCUUUCUUCUUACAUUGACUACCUUCAGAGUAAGGCUACUACUCAAAAUUUUCAAGUUAUAAAAAGUUAUCUUCAAAAAUACUGUCUGGCCUCUGGUCAAGAAAUAAAUUUUGAAAAAUAUGGAAUUUUAUUUAGUAGAAGAAUACCUGAGCAUAUGAAGGCCAUUUUGGCCAAUAUUCUUGACAUUCAGAGCAGAUAUUUAGGAGAAAUAUACCGCACUCCUACUGUGUUUCAAGCUUCAAAAGUAGAAACCCAUAUGGUUAUUCUCCAAGCUGUUGAUGCCAUAAUUUCCAUCUGGUUGCAUAAACUUCUAUCUCAAGCUGCUAUAACUACUUUGAUUAAACACAGUGGCCAAGCCAUUCCUCUCUUUCAAAUGGGGGCCUUUCUUAUUCCUAAACACCUUUGUAAGCUAAUGGAUUCUCACCUAUGCAAGUUUUGGUGGGGGGAAACUUUAGACCCCAAGGAUAGAAAGCUACACCUUUUGGGCUGGGACAUCCUAUGCUCCCCUAAGGCUGAAGGUGGUUUAGGCUUUAGAAAGGCUGAGCUGAACAACCUGUCUAUGAUGGCUAGGAAUGCUUGGAGGAUUCUAGAACAUCCUGAUUUCCUUCUACCUAUUGUUCUAAAAGCUAAGUAUUUUCCUAAUACUGAUUUUCUGAAUGCUAAGUGUCCUUCCAAGAGUUCUUGGACCUGGAAGUGUUUACAUGCCAUCAAAGAACUCAUCAAACUUUUUAUCUCUUGGAUUGUGGGGUAUGGUCAAUUUAUUGACCCCUGGUGUGAUAAAUGGAUACCCACUUUGGGGUCUGCCACACCCAACCUCUUAGUCCCACCUGAUCCCAUUAUUAAAGUCUCUUAUUUUAUUGAUACUCAAACUAAGAGUUGGAAUUUAUCUAGACUUAACACCCAUUUUGAUAAUGCUUCUGUUCAUAAGAUUUUCUCUCUUCCCUUAAGCCAGGUUUGCACUCCUGAUGGGAGGGCAUGGGAUCUUUCAAAGAAUGGCAAAUUUUCCUCUAAAUCUGCCUACACGGGACUAAGAGGGCUGAGGCCUUCCCAUUGUAAAAACCUUUGGAAGCGUAUUUGGAAAAUUAGAGUACCUUACAGAAUUUAG
This is a messenger RNA of Papaver somniferum (opium poppy), 1863 nucleotides long. RefSeq lists its product as uncharacterized. NCBI's taxonomy places the organism in Eukaryota, Viridiplantae, Streptophyta, Magnoliopsida, Ranunculales, Papaveraceae. The transcript has 4 exons. The coding region runs from base 1 to 1863 and encodes 620 amino acids. The record is from RefSeq and is a predicted model, not a curated record.